GUGAACGAGUGUGUUUGACGUAAACAAAGCUGGUUUGUCACAGCGUCUGGAGUGACACGUCUUGGGUAUCAGUCGUUUGACAGCCGUUUUGGUACAAGAUGACAUCGCUCGAUUUGCGGCAGCAGAAGCUGGAACAACAGAGGCAAUUAAUUGCGCAAAAAAUGAAGCAAAAAAGGCAAACUGGUGCUGGUGGGAUGGUACAGGCAUCUAAUGUUUCCAGUGCACAGCUUACGUACCAUUCCAACAAAUGGAUGAAUUCAAACAAAGAACUUCAUGCAUAUGAUGGCCCACUACAAUAUAGUAUGUCUCAAGCAUAUGUGGAUGUAGGACCUUACAGAGAAAGGAAAGAUAGCGAAGGGAUAAUUAACGUAGGCAUGAUCAAUGAUAGAAGUCCAUACGAAGGUUCGCAAGGUGCUGAUUGCGCCGAUGAAGAGUCAUCGCCUAUAGACUUGCACUCGCCCGCGGAGACUUUACCAUGUUCCUCGCCACUGCGAGUGGCACCAUCGGAAGACACUACUGCUCUCAGUAGUAGAGACAAGAAUUCUUCCAGUCCAGAAUUAGAAGGCAACGUGGAAGGCAACAUUGAACAGUUCGUGUUGCAGCCAGCGAAUAAGAAGAUGCAUUACAAGUGUCGAAUAACGCGCGACCGAAAAGGAAUGGAUCGUGGUUUGUAUCCAACUUACUUCUUGCAUCUAGAACGUGAUUAUGGGAAGAAGAUUUUUUUACUGGCUGGUCGGAAAAGAAAGAAAAGUGCAACAAGCAAUUACUUGAUCUCGACCGAUCCUACGGAUCUCUCAAGAGGCGGGGAAUCUUAUGUCGGUAAACUUCGAUCGAACCUUCUUGGGACGCAAUUCGCUAUAUACGAUAACGGGUACUCGUUGAUGAAGGAUGACAAGCAGCGCGAUGAGCGCUUUAAUCCGCGGCAGGAACUAGCCGCAGUCGUAUACGACACGAAUGUUUUAGGUUUUAAAGGGCCACGUAAAAUGACUGUUAUUAUACCGGGGAUGACCCCCGAUCAAAAGCGAGUCGAGAUAUGUCCGCGGGAUGAAUCGGACACUUUGCUUGAGCGUUGGAAGUUGAAACAUAUGGACAAUUUAAUAGAAUUACAUAACAAAACUCCUGUGUGGAAUGAGGAGACGCAAUCCUACGUACUUAACUUUCAUGGGCGAGUAACGCAGGCGUCCGUAAAGAAUUUCCAAGUUGUCCACGACAGUGAUGUGGAUUAUGUUGUAAUGCAGUUCGGACGUAUCGCAGAGGAUGUUUUUACGAUGGAUUACAGAUUUCCCCUUUGUACAGUGCAGGCGUUCGCCAUCGCUCUAAGUAGUUUCGACAGUAAAUUAGCCUGCGAAUAACAACGCGAUCGAACGUCACCGAUCGAAUGCAGAUGGUCAGAUAAGUAUAUAUAUAUAUAUAUAUAUAUACUUGCCUGCGAGUUACUACAUCCUAAAUCGUUAGCUUUGUAACGGACAAUCAGUUGAUUGAAGGUACUACGUUGAAUAUUACGUUAAUGAUACUCGGUAUAUCGAACCGUUUUAUAAGAUUACGAUUACGAUGCGACCUAACGAACGAGAUAAAUGUGAAAUGGAAGUCACUAUAAAUGUGUGUUCACUUUCGUAUCUCAUAAUGAAUUUAUUUCUAUGCUAAACGCAUAAUGCGACUAUUGUUCACGAUAUAUUGAUAUAAAAGUGUUGAACCUGCAUAAAAUUCUUGAUAAUAACCGACGUUAUAUUUCAAGUAUCGCGUGUUACUUCCGGCUGCUGUUAGUAAAAAUAAUUAUGCGAAUUCUAUAUCCAGCAAUUUGGAAAACUAAUGUAGUAUAUAUUUAUAUAUUGAAUAUUUAACAUAUUUGAUGACUUUAUGAAUAAUAAUACAUAUACAGGGUGUUUGUGUAAAUGAUAAAUUAUAGUUACCGACAGUCACCGAUUAUUAAACUGUCAUUGUUAUUAGGUGUAUGCGAAAGUUUUAGUUAUUUUUCGCUUUACGCGCAUAAUAUGUGCGAUAUGAUUUGAUAAUUUAGUUAUCAAAAUAUUUACCCCCGCUCUUUAUGAUUUUCUGUCGUCUCUUAGACAAAUUUCGAAUCUUUUUGGCGAAAAAAGUUUUUCCGCAUUUCAGUCUUUACAUUUCGAGAGACUAUUCAGUUAGAGAGUAUUAAGUAAAUAAAUUAAUUGAAAGCAUUAUUUGAAAGUGGUAAUAUCAGAGCGCUAAAAAAAAAGACUAAAACUUUUUCAUACACCUAAUAUUAUAAAGUUCUGAAAUCAUCUAUUCAUCUAUCAUUCUACAUAAAGCACACAUAUAUGUAUGAGAAACAUAUCGAGCACAUCUUUAAUCAAACUUUACUCUCUGAUGAUGUAUGACAAAUUAGUAUUAU
Ooceraea biroi (clonal raider ant) is the source of this 2368-nucleotide messenger RNA. It is a transcript of the gene ktub, whose product is annotated as Tub domain-containing protein ktub. Gene Ontology annotation, biological process: protein localization to cilium. Gene Ontology annotation, cellular component: cilium. The record is from RefSeq and is a predicted model, not a curated record. NCBI's taxonomy places the organism in Eukaryota, Metazoa, Arthropoda, Insecta, Hymenoptera, Formicidae.